AGUUCAUUGCAGCGCGGAGCAAGUUGAAUUCUAUACUGGAAUGGCAAUGGCAGAAAUAAUGUCCCCGGAAUUGUCUCAGGGACAAGGACAAGGAAAGCAGAACCAACUCAACGACUUAGAAUCAGAUUCGGACCAAGAGGAAGAUCAUGCGGCGACCACCGGGACUGAACCGGCUGUUGCUGGCUCUUUUCUCCGCGCGCAGGUCAUCCAUAGCGGACACUUUAUGGUGUCCUCCCCGCACAGCGACUGCACGCCGCGGAGACGGAAAAGCGGAGCUACUGUGCGAUAUGAUUUCGAUACCGUGAACAGGACUUGGUGUCAAACAUACAGAUUCGGUCCGCUAAGUUCUGGGAGCCUUAGCAUCGACCCAACGCUGACCCGGUUAUUUGAGUGCAUGUCACUGGCUUACAGUGGUAAAAUAGUCUCUCCGAAGUGGAAGUCUUUCAAAGGCCUGCGGCUGCUCUGGAGAGACAAAAUCCGUCUGAAUAAUGGAAUCUGGAGAGCCUGGUUCAUCCAGUACGUGGAGAAGAGGAAGAACCCUGUGUGUGGGUUUGUCACCCCACUGGAGGGCUCCGAGGCCGACGCCCAUCGCAAACCUGAAGCUAUAGUUCUAGAAGGCAGCUACUGGAAGCGUAGGAUCGAGGUAGUGAUCAAAGAAUACCACAAGUGGAGGAUCUACUACAAGAAGAGGCUUCAGAAAAACAAAGAUGGCCUUUUGUCAAUGCUACAGAAGGGUCAGAUCUGCAGGGCGGAGCUGGAGAAAUGGUCCAGUCAGAUGUACCAGGAGCCUGAGGUCAUGCCAGAGGAGGUCCACAUGUUUGACCUGGACUGCUUUCUGUCCGACAUCUCUGACACUCUGUUCACCAUGACCCAGAAGCCCUGCCCGUGGGCCAACGACCGGCACAACACGUACACCAGCAAUGCUGACAUGAUCCAGCCAGGUCUCACCCCACUGCAGCCCAAUCUAGACGACUUCAUGGAUAUCCCAGAUAUCUUUAUGAGCUACCGGGGUCAGUCAUUGGAGCAGGCUGCUUAUGCUGACUGUGGCUACUUUGAGAGCUCCUCCAGCGGGGCUUUCCCCUCUGUGUCCAGCCCUGUGGUCACCGUUCCACAGCUACACGUCGACACUCAACUAGCUCAGUCCAACCUCUCAUCUGACAGCCUGUCUCAGCCCUCUUCAUCCAACUCUCUGUCAGGCCCUGGCUAUCACAGACAACCCCUGACCUCUGAAAUGACCUUCAACCCCACUAACAACCCCAAGUUCAAAGGUCACCAACAACAGGAUUACCACAGCGAGUACCAUACUCCCAGCAUGGUAUCAGGGACCAUGCCCUCCUAUGGACACCAGACUUACUCCGGCGCCGCCGUCUCCAUCGCAACCACCAACAUACAACAGCAGCCCGUCUCCCCAGGAGACGGAACCUUUUUGUAUCCGCCUCCCUGUCACAAGUACGGUUACCACGCCACCACUGCCAGCUCAGUGACCUCUACCGUCAUCACCCACACGGGAUCCACUAUGGGUGGCAGUAUUCUGGGAUCGGAUCCCCAGGGUCAUCACGGGUACUCCACCACGGGAGACAUGUACUCGCCAACAUCCUGCCUCUCUCAGGGGUACUCGUCCGUGGUCUCGGCCCCGGCCCUCCCCUCUCUCAGUGUACCUCCUCACUGCUUCUCAGCUCCACAGCAGCCGGGUGUGGCGGGUGGUAGACGGGGGAAGCACAAGCAGAAGACAGCAGUGGGGGUGCAGAUGGGGUCCCGUCUGUCCACCCCUCAGACGGCUCCCCCCCAGACCAGCUUCCUGGCAAAACUACUGUCCUCCAGCACGCAAGAACGCAAACCAACGCUGGGAUUCGAUGCAACUUUAGUAGCAACCAAAGGGCACAGGUCAACCUCUCCCAACUCUCCACAUUCGAGCAGCAGCAUGCGCAUCGGAGGAGUGUCUGGAUCUCAGCUGCAGCCUGGGUCUCCCUGGCCCUCAGGGAUCCCACUUCUUACACCAAUUCACUGCCAGACGUCCACCCACAGCCACGCCGGUCUAUACGCUAGUACCUCCCAGGGAUCUGCCGUCUCUGCUCUCCUCACCCAGGGCUCAACACACCCCAACAUACCUCUCCUCAUCCCCAAGACAGAAAAACUCUCCCCUGUACAGAUCUAUGGUUCUGAGAGAACUAGUUUAACAGUGAGCUUCUCGGGACACUCAGGGCAGAUGUCCCCAACCAACUUUCUAGAGAGGGCAUCCAACACUGAGUCUCCGCACUCCUUACCUGGACAUUCCAAAAUGGAGUCAAACAAGACAGAGACCAGGAGGAUAACUCACAUCUCUGCUGAGCAGAAGAGACGUUUCAACAUCAAGCUAGGCUUUGAUACUCUACACAGUCUCGUCACCACACUAAGCUCUCAGCCAAGUAUAAAGAUCAGCAAGGCCACAACGCUACAUAAGACAGUCGAGUACAUCAGUAAGAUGCAGCAGGAGAGAUCUCAGCUACAUGAGGAGGCUCAGAGACUCAGGGACGAAAUUCUGCUCCUCAACUCUGCCAUCAAUGUAUGCCAGCAGCAGCUGCCUGCCACUGGUGUGCCCAUUACCCGUCAACGCUUCGACCACAUGAGGGAGAAGUUCAGAGAGUACGUCCGGGCACAGACACUACAGAACUGGAAGUUUUGGAUCUUCAGCAUUAUCAUAGAGCCCUUGUUUGAGUCCUAUAACGGGAUGGUGUCCACAGCCAGUGUUGAGGAUCUUUGUCGCACCACUCUGUCCUGGCUGGACCAGCACUGCUCUCUGCCUGCCCUCAGACCCAUGGUCCUUAGUUCACUCCGUCUCCUGAGCACCUCCACGGCCAUCCUGACAGACCCCAGCCUGGUGCCAGAGCAGGCCACCCAGGCGGUCACCCAGGCUAAGGGCCUCCCCCACCCUCACCUCCCUGGCCAACCCCAGGACCACUGAGAGACCGUAGCCUGCUCCCCAAGCAAGCCACCCAGGUUGCCACCCAGGGCCUCCCCCACCCUACCCAUCCCCAGGACCACUCCCCCUCCACGUGGCCCAUUGACAGGGAAAACACACAGCCUAUGUGACCCUAUGGAACAUUAUAAUACCCUGUAACACAAAAGCCCAGUGACCCUAUUAAACAUUUUGAAUACCGUAGAUGGAAAACCAAACGGUGCCAAAGGAUCACAGAGCUGAACCCACUUUCAAGCACUUUCAAGCUUUCAAAAUAACUAUAUGAUUCUUGGAGGGACCAGAACAUUUCUAUCCUUUACAAAAGGGAUCAUGUAUAUAAGGAGGACUGGAGGUUCAGCAAGGAGGAACUUGAUACUUAAUCCCAGACCAACACCCACCACCUCACCAUUUCCUGAUGAACCAAUGUACUCGAACGAGCACAAAACAUUCCAAAAACUAUAAUCUUAGUUAUAUUCUUAGCUAUAACCUUUAUAUAAGGUGACUUCAUAUAAUGCACUUUUAGGGGUGAUUUUAUAGCGCUGAAAUAAUUUUGAAGUGACCAUUUUUGUGUUCUGUUGUCCCAAUAAAAAAUUCAAAUGAGGGAAGAGAAAUUGAACGGGGGUGCUUUUCAAUCCACAUAGGCUACUAUAUCUGUGAAUUAAUUAUGUGACUAAUUAUAUCCUGUAGUUAUAUCAUUUUGAAAUGACAUAUGGUAACACAGCUGCCAAAGGUAUUUAACUACUCUGUGCUAAUUGUCUAUCUCAGGUUAUGAUUGUAUUGUAUAUUGGAAGUAUGGUCAUAUCCAACAACACACUAUCCCCUGCUUAAUAAAACUCUGUCUUGAAGGCAAAUAGAUGAGCCAUAUGUUUCCUACAGGCACGCUAAUAUUUCGAUAUUAAUCUGAUAAUGGCAAUACUCUGAGUUUGGCAUUAGUCAUUUUAACGCCUUACUCUGAUUAUGUUUAUUGGAGUAAGGUCAUAAUCUAUGCAUAAACCGAUUAAAACACCUGGAUUUUCAGCUCUUUCAAACAUGUAAACCACACAGAUCCUAUUACAUUUCUUUAUAUAGGAUUCAAUAUGAUGUAAACACAUUAAAGGGUAAAUCUACAGUUGAAACAAUAAC
Molecule: messenger RNA, 4057 nt
Organism: Salvelinus namaycush (lake trout)
Lineage: Eukaryota; Metazoa; Chordata; Actinopteri; Salmoniformes; Salmonidae
Product: carbohydrate-responsive element-binding protein
Exons: 17
Coding region: 41-2941 (966 amino acids)
Biological process (GO): regulation of transcription by RNA polymerase II
Cellular component (GO): nucleus
Molecular function (GO): protein dimerization activity; DNA-binding transcription factor activity, RNA polymerase II-specific; RNA polymerase II cis-regulatory region sequence-specific DNA binding
Source: RefSeq, a predicted model, not a curated record